GUUGAUUGAGAGGGAUAAUGAUGACGCAUAGUAUGGCUGAUAAAGAACAACUCGACUUGAUGGACCAUACAAAGACUGAAAGUGAAAUAGUUGGUCCUGUACUAGAUGUAUUAGACGAUAAACAACCUUCUCCUUCUUGGUAUUCACGUAUCACUUCCUGGUUCUCUUUCCAAUCCAUAUCUGCCACCAAAGCCAAUCUAUUUGGAUGUAGUUUGGGAUUCAUCAGUACAGGCUAUCAAUACAACGUUAUUUCUCUUCUCAACGUAAUUUGGAGUAUAGAAUAUAGCCAAUAUUAUACUCAAUCAGUGGAAACCAGAGUAAACAACGCACUAUUAUAUGGAGUUUUAGUUGGACAGUUAUUGUUUGGGGUUAUUGCCGACUACUUUGGAAGAAAGGUAUCUUUAUUGAUCACUUCCACUUUGAUUAUUAUGGGAGCUAUAAUAGCUACAGCUGCUAAUGGAGCCAAUGGUUCUAUUCAAGGUCUAUUUUGGGCUCUUACUAUUGGAAGAGGUCUUAGUGGUGUUGGUUCUGGAGGAGAAUAUCCGUGUUGUAUGCCAACAAAUAGUGAAGAUGGAGAUUCACUAUCGGUGGAGAAGAGAGGAAGAAGGAUUGCCUUAUUAGGGCCUUGUAUAGAAAUGGUAUCUGAAAAUGUGGUUACCAUCGUACAAAUCAUUCUUUUGCAUAUAUUUGGUACCCAAGCUUCUCAACUGGAACCUACUUGGAGAAUAUCCAUUGGAUUGGUCAUCCUUCCUACUGCUAUUGUAUUUUUAUUUCGACUUUGUAUGAAAAAUUCUCGUUUAUAUGAAAGAGACAAAGCCAUUCGUCGACGUUUUCCAUUGAUAGUUGUGAUUCGUUCCUUUGGAUGGCGUCUUUUGGGAACUUGUUUGACUUGGUUUCUUAUGGACUCGAUAUACUUUUCCUUUUUAACAUUUGGUGCCGAUAUAUUGGCCAAUGUAACUGGAAGUUCUUUGAUGCAUAUUGCAUAUUAUCAAUUGGUCAAUAUGGCUUGGAUACCGAUGGCUUAUUUGGCAGCUUUUCUGAUCGAUCGAUUGGGAAGAAAGAAUAUUCUCAUGUUUGGAUUCUUUACUUAUGCAGUGACUCUAUUCCUUAUUGGUGGUCUUUAUCCUAUUCUUUAUGGUAAACCUGCUGCUUAUUUAGUGUUGUAUAUCUUUCAAGGAAUGUUUCAAAUCUUAUUGGUCAUUCCUAUUUAUUUGAUACCUUCUGAAGUAUAUCCCACAGUCAUUCGUUCCACAUGUUAUGGUAUAUCCGCAGCUUUUGGAAAAGUGGGUGGUAUUGUCGGAGUCCAAUUCUUUUUGCCCAUAGCCAAUGCCUUUUCUUCCUCUCAAUCAGGAUAUAGAGCUGACUUUUUAGUUGCAGGAGGUAUUGCUUGUGUUGGAUUGGUAGCAACUUAUUUCUUAAUACCUGAUUUAACUAAAAUAUCUUUGGAAAAGGAAGAUGAUAUGUUUUGGAAAUCGGUAGAUGAAUACGAUAACAACAACAACAAACGACACAACAGAAAUGGAAGUUGUGAUUGAAUUGAUAAUCAAGAGAGAAUGAAGAACCACUUGUUGUCUACUUGCACUACUAAGAAUAGUAGUCAUAGUGUACUUACUGUUGCUCG
Galdieria sulphuraria is the source of this 1621-nucleotide messenger RNA. RefSeq names its product MFS transporter, PHS family, inorganic phosphate transporter. The transcript has a single exon. The record is from RefSeq and is a predicted model, not a curated record. Bases 18 to 1535 code for a protein of 505 amino acids. Gene Ontology annotation, molecular function: carboxylic acid transmembrane transporter activity. NCBI's taxonomy places the organism in Eukaryota, Rhodophyta, Bangiophyceae, Galdieriales, Galdieriaceae. Gene Ontology annotation, biological process: carboxylic acid transport; transmembrane transport. Gene Ontology annotation, cellular component: plasma membrane.